CGGCGGCGGCGAGCGGCUUCGGGACUGGGAGAGGGAGACGGACGGACGCUGAGCUGGAGCUGGUGCUGGUGCUGGGGACGACCCGGAGGGAAGUGAUGCCCCUUUUCAAUCCGUUCCGCAAGAAACCCAUGACCGAGGUCACCGAGCUGCAUCCAUGACGCCUCCAGCGACGACGCAGAACGGGGCCGAAGGGCGGAACGAGGAGCGCGAGAAUGGUGUACUGGCGCGUGGGCUUGGCGUGGAGCCGAUCGUGCGUGCUCGACCUCGGCUGCAACAAGAGCAUCGUCCCCUUCGGUCUCUGUAGCUCGGACGAGCAGCUCUCGUUUUAUGGCUACGUCAUCGCGUACCCGCUGCAGGACUACGGCGGCAUCAUGGCGGCCCUGGGCUCGGACUCGUGGUGGCGGAAGACGCUGUACAUCACCGGGGGCGCGCUGCUCGCCGCCGCUGCUUAUUUACUGCACGAGCUGCUCGUCGUCAGAAAAGAGCAGGAACUGGAUUCCAAAGACACUAUCAUCCUCCACCAAUUUUCCCGGCCCAAGAACGGCGUUCCCAGCUUGUCCCCUUUUUGCCUCAAGAUGGAGACCUACCUGCGAAUGGUAGACCUGCCUUACCAGAACUACUUUGACGGGAAGCUUUCUCCGCAGGGGAAGAUGCCGUGGAUCGAGUACAACCAGGAGCAGGUGAGCGGCUCUGAGUUCAUCAUCGACUUCCUGGAGGAGAAGUUGGGAGUGAACCUGAACAGCAGCCUGAGUCCCGAGGAGCGAGCCAUGUCACGCGCCAUCACCAAAAUGGUGGAGGAGCAUUUCUACUGGACAAUAGCCUACUGUCAGUGGGUGGAUAACCUGGAGGAGACUAAGAACAUGCUGGCAGUGACUGGGCCCCUGAGUGACCUGCUCAAGUGGAUCCUGAGUCACAUCAAUGGUGGGAUAGUGAAGAGAGAGAUGUAUGGCCAUGGCAUCGGGCGCUUCUCUAAAGACGAAAUCUACGCUCUGAUGGAAAAGGACAUGCGCACCCUGGCCACGCUGCUCGGAGAUAAGAAGUACAUCAUGGGCUCCAAAGUCUCCACAGUUGAUGCUGCAGUAUUUGGCCACCUUGCCCAGGCCAUGUGGACGUUACCCGGCACACGGCCGGAGCAGCUCAUUAAGGGCGAGUUCAUUAAUCUAGCCAUGUACUGCGAGCGCAUCCGGAGGAAAUUUUGGCCCGAGUGGUUCGUGGACGUCGAUGACUUCUACUGCGAUGGCUCGAGUGAAGAGCCGCACUCUCCGUCUCAGCUGCUUGACCUGGGCCUGUUUUCACACACUGACGGUUUCCCGGAGGAGCCCAGCAGCCUCUCGCGCUCCGACACCGCACACUCGCUGGACAGUGAUCGCACUGGACACUCGCUCUUCGACUCCGACAUGGACGCCGAGUACUCCGAGAUGGAGCAGACCAAGUGCUAACCAACUCAUCCGUCACGAUGCCGCUUCUCAGGCAUAUCUGUCCUCCGUUAAGCCCCUCUCACUAAGGAUCGAGUUCGCCUUUCUGAGGACGACGGGGCUUCUGAAAACUCUGGCUGCACAAAAGGGAUGAGUACAGCAAGCCACGUAAGAAAGGUGUGCAAUAUUAUCAUGGACAACGGGAAAGCUGAUGAAUCUCCUGUUUACCUGCAAGUAGAGCUGGGUAUGUUUAGUAUAUUAGCCAAUAAUAUGACUUUGACAUCGCGUUAAAUGGUCGUGAUUUUGCAGGAGUUAUAAACAUUGACCGGCGUCACGUGACAUGUAACUGAUUGGACAUAAAAAUCUAUUUUUGUACCGGAUUUUCAUUUUUCCUUCCGUCUCCUUUAUUUAUUUAUUUAUUUAUUUAUUUAUUUAGAGCAACAAGUGAAAUAUUGCAUCACACUUUAGUAGCCAUUUUGUUGAUCAAACUAGAUACCAUGAUACAUAUUUUGUAUUGUGAUAUGUCCUCAGAUAUCUUGAUGUCAUAUUUUUACCCAGCCCUACUUGCAUGAAAAUACGUUUGAGGUAAUUCGGUAGCAGGGAAAAUAAAGGGAUAGGCGGAGAAAAAAGAGAAAAAGCAAGUCAAAUCAGCGAGAAAGGAAAUGAUUUGGAAAACAAAACAAAACAAAAAGAGAUGGAGAGAAAGCCAGCUAAGGGAGUGCAUGACGCCACUGCUGAAUCAUUCCCUCCGUCCUGACAGAUCACUGUUACUCAUCGUUCUGUCGCCAUGUUGAAAAAGAAAAAAAAGUCUCUUCCAGUCUUAAGAUGCGUUAUCGUAUGGAUAUCAGUAUAGGUUUGGAUUCGGAGAGCACUUGAUACGGUUUCCUUUUGACCUUUCAAGUCACCCAGGCUUGUCAUCCCGGUAGCAUAAACUGCCCAGAUACUGAUGGACAACAGAUACUUUUUGUCCCUUUAAAAAGAAAAAGAAGAGUGAUGUUUUAUACAACAAUCAGAUUCGAGCAGAGUGAUCAUUGUAACUGAAGGAAGUGAAUGGUAAUGUGUGUGUUAUAAAGUAUUCGCAUAUAUGUAUAUAUGUGAUAAGGAUGUUUAUUUAUUUAUUUAUUUAUUUUAACAAAUUAAUCAUUCUGGAACUUGCACUGGCUUGUCUUAAGACCCGACUGAUUCUUGUCCUGUUUGUCUACGUGAUCCAUCCUCUUUGUGUUUUAGUCGAUGCAUGCAUGAGCUGUACGCUAGUACUAAAUUAUACACUGAUCAGCCAUAACAUUAAAACCAUUACAAUGGCACCUGUCAAGGGGUGGGAGACAGUUCUCCUAGUUGAUGUGUUUGAAGCAGUUAAAAUGGGCAGGCGUAAGGAUCUGAGCGACUUUGGCAGGGGCAAGCUGGCGGAGGCAGUGUGAUGCUCUGGGCAGUGUUCUGCUGGGAAGUCUUGGGUCCUGGCAUUCAUGUGGAUGUUACUUUGACAUGUACUACCUUCCUAAAUAUUGUUGCAGGCCAAUUAUCAUGGCAUCACUUCAUGGUAACGGUAUUCCCUAAUAGCAGUGGCCUCUUUCAGCAGGAUGAUGCGCCCUGCCACACUGCAAAAACUGUUCAGGAACGGUUUGAGGAACAUGACAAAGAGUUGAAGGUGUUGACUCGGCCUCCAAAUUCCCCAGAUCGCAAUCCGAUCGAGUGUCUGUGGGAUGUUCUGGACAAACAAGUCCGAUCCAUAGAGGCCCCACUCACAACUUAUAGGACUUAAAGGAUCUGCUGCUAACGUCUUGGUGCCAGACACCACAGCACACCUUCAGAGGUCUUGUGGAGUCCAUGCGUCGACGGGUCAGAGCUGUUUUGGUGGCACAAGGGCGACGUACUCCAUAUUAGGCAGGUGGUUUUAAUGUUGUAAAGCCCAAAGGGAGACAUUUUGUCGGUUGUUGAAUUGCCACGGCCAUGGGUAUUUAUAAGAUUUAGUGAUGUACGGCUGGAUUAUUUGAUUAGGAUUUCUCCGUAUGAUGUUGCAAUGACUUUUACUGAGUAAACUAGUGAUCAACAGUGUAAUGCAGGCAAUCACUAUUCGUUGUAGUUGUCCUUGUUUCGACCGAGAGACUAAUACAUGUGUUUGUCAGACAGCAGACACCUGUACGGUGUGUUCAAGACCGUCCUUCCCUUUUUUCAAUGCUUUAUUUUUUUUUAAUAUUCGCAGAUAGGACGACUUGAUUACAUUCGACUCCACUGGAGACUAGAUUAGACCCGGAUAUUAUUCAGUCUCCAGAUAAAAUCCCGUGUUGAAUUGGAGUUGAAUUGAUGCAUCCAUUUUUCCAGGGGUUGGGGGUUCGAAUCCCACUACCGCCCCUGUUUCUGCUGAGUUUGCAUGUUUCCUCCGGGUACUCCGGUUUCCUCAAGUCCAGAAACAUGCCUUGUAGCUUUUCCAAACUGUCCGUAGUGUGUGUGCGAUUGUGCCCUGAGGUGGGUUGUCACCCCAUCCACGCUGUCCCCCACCUCAUACCCAUACUUCUCUGGGAUAGGUUCAAGGCUUCCCUGUGUAGGAUAAGCGGUAUGGAAAAUGGAUGGAUGGAUAUCUGCUUAAGUUGUGGGUUCAGGAAUCCUGGAUUUCUAGAAUUGCUGCCCAAAGUAAACGAACUUUCUUGUGUUCGCGUGAUUGUGUGUUCACUUUUCACAAAGUGUCAAUUCAUCACUAGUGACUUUAUUGUGGAAAUUCACGGUACAUAGUACAGGAUAGUGAAGGAUAAUUUGUGUGUGUGUGUGUGUGUGUGUGUGUGUGUGUGUGUGUCCAUCUGGUGCAUGAAUGAGUCAUAGUCAUGCAUGGAUGCACAUACUUUCGAGGCAGUUGUCUCAUGGGUGGCUUACACACACGUUUAUUCCAUAACCUCUGCACUGCAGCGAUCUGAACAGUGACUGCAGCUUACACACACACACACACACACACACACACACACACACACACACACACACACACACACACCUUCGAAAAUAUGGGACUUAACUGUAACUGGUCUUUGAAUGAUAGAUACGUUUGUGUGUACUGACUGUUAAAGCGGCAUUAUUGUGGCAUUGAUUACUCAUUGUGCCAAAUAAACAACACACUCAGAACUUAACCGAGAUCUUGUUUACGGGACACACACCUGAGCAUUUUAUAUCAUCAGUGGUACAACCUGGGGUUUUGUUUUUGUUUUGUUUUUUCGCCUUGAGUGCGUCUCUUUGUUUUGCCUGUGUUAAUUUUUUUUCUCUCUAUUGCAGUCUCUCUCUCUCUCUCUCUCUCUCUCUCUCUCUCUCUCUCUCUCUCUCUGUGUGUGUGUGUGUGUGUGUGUGUGUGUGUGUGUGUGUGUGUGUGUGUGUACAGGAGUAGACCACUGCAGUGUAUUUCAGCACUGGAAGCUCCACAGCCUUUGGAUAUAGUCGUACAUCUUCAAUCCUGUGCCUGAUGCAACUGAUAUCAUUUAUUUCUAUUUCUCCUAUUUAUUCAUUAUUAUCAAUGUACUGGUUCUGUUGAUGUAUUGUUUAUUCAAAUUGUGUAUAUUUAUUUUGGUGGUUUUCUUUUUUUAAUCUAUUUUUUAAAAUGUAAAACAUUGAUUUAAACUGUGUGUGUAUAUAUAAUAUUAUAUAUAUUUUUUUGCUUGGAGUAUGUGGUAAAUGGUGUGAGUGGUUUGAAUUGCGUGCAGGUUAGAAGGUAGAACUAAUCCCACAUUGGCCAAAUAUUGUCUUCUUGAUGUCCUGUGUGUGUGUGUGUGUGUGUGUGUGUGGUGUGUGUGUGUGUGUGUGUGUGUGUGUGAGAGAGAGAGAGAAGCUCUGAGUGUGGCGAAAAUAAAGGCUGCACAGGGAACUGACAAUUCGAUCUAGAAUUAUAGUAGUCUGGGCAAUUAUGGGAGUGUAUACUCAAAAUAUCUACCGUGUAGGUCCGGCAGGUUUGACGAGAGAGCUGUUAAAUGUGAUAUGGGAGAGUUUAAUGGUCAGAUAUUAUUUUAGAACAAUCUUCGGUUUUAUGGUCGUGUAAAUGUGCAACCCGAACAUUUCCCUACUAUUAAUCUCAGCACAGACAAGUCCAGAUCCAGUGUGUGUGUAUAAACACUGAACAAUUCAUAAGGUAAGGCUCUUGUGUUGGGGUGCGGGGACAAAACACAACGGAAAUGAAUGUAGAAAGCAACGGAAGCCAGCCAGAAACCAAAUAAAAUCACGUACAGAAGUGGAUAGAGGAGCGACAGGAAAUGGGUCCAAACAAUAAUCCGAGGUCAAAAGAUUAACCUCAUCUUGUUCGUGUGUGUGUGUGUGUGUGUGUGUGUGUGUGUGUAUGAGAGCUAGUCGACUCUAAACUUUGCAGAUUCUGUGUUUUGUGUAUAAUGAUCCUUGUCUGGACUUCUGGCAUACAAUGUACAUAAUUUAUUGGGAAGGGGGUUGUAUGUAUACGAUGAAGACCACUGUAAAAUAAGAUGAAUUAGGUUCUUCCUCUGGGUGUAUAGUAACUAGAGAUGAAUGACUGUGUGAAAACAAGUACUCAAAGAAUAUUUAAUUAAAUAUAGCUGUGAUAAUUUCUCUCUUCUGUGCUGUAGCAUUUCUUGUUUUUAUUGUUUUUUAAUUUAAUUUUCUUUUAUUUACACACAACUGCUUGGAUCCUGUUGUGCAAUUCUUCAUGUCAGUGUCAGUCAUUCACCGAAAAAGCCCUUAACCCUCAUAUUCUCAUGCAGCCUUCGAUUUCCACCAAUGUCAGUUUCCCGAUCCAUGGAUUUUGAUGUUCUAGCAAUAUUGUUGUUCAAAAUGUUUGACAAUAAACUGUGUAUUCAUAUCUCA
Messenger RNA from Ictalurus punctatus (channel catfish), 6215 nucleotides. RefSeq names its product failed axon connections homolog, metaxin like GST domain containing a (gene faxca). The record is from RefSeq and is a predicted model, not a curated record. NCBI's taxonomy places the organism in Eukaryota, Metazoa, Chordata, Actinopteri, Siluriformes, Ictaluridae. Gene Ontology annotation, cellular component: cytoplasm. Bases 213 to 1439 code for a protein of 408 amino acids. The transcript is spliced from 6 exons.